GGUCCUGAUGGUCAUCCAGGACUUAAUGGGGCUGCUGGCCUUCCAGGCAUGAAAGGAGAAAAGGGUGAAAAAGGUCCUAAUGGCUCCAUUGGUGAAAAGGGUGACUCUGGACAAAGAGGAUUACCAGGCCCCCCAGGGAAAGAUGGCGUUGUUGGGGAGCCUGGCCCCCCUGGCCUCCCUGGUCCUCCUGGGCCCCCUGGAGCCAGCUGUGGAGUGGGACUUGGAUUUGAGGAUAUAGAAGGCUCUGGAAGCAUUAGAUUGUUGAGUGAACCCAAAACUGCAGGACCAACAGUGCCAAACGGGCCAAAAGGAGAAAAAGGGGAUCAAGGGCCUAAGGGUGAAAAGGGGAGUGAUGGAGAUAGCUUAAUAGGGCCACCUGGGCCACCUGGGCCACCAGGACCACCAGGAAGAACUGUUGCUGUGACCACAGCAAUUCUCAAUGGCACUGAUGGGAUGAAGAGUAUGGCUGAAUUUCCUGAACUAAUUGGCCCACCG
Messenger RNA from Vombatus ursinus (common wombat), 495 nucleotides. Its product is annotated as collagen alpha-1(XV) chain-like. NCBI's taxonomy places the organism in Eukaryota, Metazoa, Chordata, Mammalia, Diprotodontia, Vombatidae. The annotation marks the transcript as partial. The transcript has 7 exons. The record is from RefSeq and is a predicted model, not a curated record.